AUGGAGUUUAACUCGGGCGGCAGCGGAGGUGCACGAAGCAGUGGGAAUGACAUGGAGUUGUUGUCUAAGACGUUACAGGUGGAGUAUAAGUUGUUUUACUUUGAUCUCAAGGAGAAUCCACGCGAUCGUUACCUGAAGAUUUCGGAGAAGACAUCGGCGACAAGGAUGCAACAAGAAAUUGGACCUCAAAAAGUUGGUCCUAGCAUGGAAUGGAAACCGAAACCAAUUGCUCAAAGUCAAUGGUCAAUUAAGGUGCAUGUGGCUGUGGUUCCAGUUGAAGCUCAUACUCCAACAAUAAUUUCUUCUGCAUCCUCCACUAAUCUUGAUUCAUAG
This is a messenger RNA of Lactuca saligna, 333 nucleotides long. NCBI's taxonomy places the organism in Eukaryota, Viridiplantae, Streptophyta, Magnoliopsida, Asterales, Asteraceae. The record is from the annotation of a GenBank genome assembly.